UUAUGAGUCAUCGGGAGAGCAGACACCGAGAAGUUUUUCCCCUGAUGAUGUUAGCUGAGGCAAGAAAUUUUGUUAAUUUUGUAUUCGCUAUCUGAAAAGCGCACCAUUCCGUUAGAAUACACUUCCAGUUCAGCAGGACACUGAAAAAAUAAACUAUGGCUGAAGGGGGUUCAGAUACUCCCUGUGAUGAAACAGAUGCUUCAUCACAUUUGCAUUUCGAGCAAACACGCAUUGAACGACAGGUGAGCCGUGAUGACGUUGGAGAGCAAGCGACCGUCCUCCUCCAGCAUUUCAUUGUCGAUCGAUUCCAGCAGGACGGUUUUGAAAACGCGCCGGGACUGGAUGACCUGAGGGCGGGGCUGGCUGUCCCCAGAGAGCAGGAGGUCGUGUGGACAGAGGUCGGCUGCAUGCUCAGGUCAAUAGGAGAUACGUUAGAUAGGGAUCGAGAAUUACAGAGGAUGAUAAACUCCGUUCCUUCCGAUUCACCCAUCGAGGCAAUCAUAGCAGUAGCCCAUGUGAUCUUCGGGGACGGUGAUAUAACCUGGGGGAGGAUAGUCGGUCUCUUCUACUUUGCCUACAGGAUGUGUGCGAGGGCUAUAGAGUCUGUUCUGGAUAAGAGCUUUCCAAGUUGGAUCAACAAGCUGAUCAAAGAAGUCGUCAAGUUCCUCGUCAUUAAGUUUGCCCACUGGAUUGUCAACAAAGGAGGAUGGCUGGCCAUCCGUGAAUACAUGGGCUCCCCAACCUGGAUAUGGGGCACUCUUGUCGCCCUCUCUGCCAGCUGCUUAGGCUUUUCAUUAUACAAGUUGAGUAGAUGAAGGCCUGCCAAGACAACUCUACAUUUUAUUGAGUGAAUGGGACUGUAGGAAAACAUUUACGAAAUAAUAAAACCUUCAAGAAGUGUUUCUUUCAAUGAGAUUGAGACCUGCCACUGCAGCUCUACAUUUUAUUGAAUGUGUGGGACUGUAGGAAAACAUUUAUGAAAUAUUAGAACUGUCAAUUGAAUCAGUAUUUCUUUCUGCGAGACUUAAUCUGCCGAACAGUUCCAGUCUCAUCUGUCCACUUGUGAGAGUGAGAUGAUGUCGCCAACAUCAAAUGCAAGGUAUGGGACUAUAAUGGAAAUAUUUUUGAAGUUUACAUGUAGAUCAAUCUUGUGGCUGAGUUAUUCAUUUGAGCUUUUAUGAAAGAUAUAAUUACUACAGUGUCCCUAUAUAUGUUAUGAUUUUAUGAUGACAUUGAAUCAUGGGACAUAUAAGUCCAAAGGUGUAUAUAUCUUAAAUGAUGCAUUUUUGUAAACUCAAAAGUUUCUUUUAUAAAUCUGUAUUUAUGUGUUAACAUAGAUCUUUGUAGUCCCUAUCUUUGUUAUAUCAAGUAUUCAAACUCACUUUUCAACAAAUAUAUCUCGAAGUUGAACUUGAUGAUAAAACGGUUCUGUGACAUUUACUCCAGCUGCAAUUGCUUCGCUUUAAAUUCCACAUACUCAUUGAAUGACCAACUACAACCCUUUUCCCUAUUCUAAAUUUUAUGUUAUUUUAUUUAUUUAUUUAAAUUGAAACCUUAUUUAAACCUAACCCUAAACCUACCAUAAACCCCUAUUGCAAAUGUAAACCUAGAUCUAUGACGAAAUGAAGCCCGUAGCAAUUGUUGCAGCCUGAGCAAAUGGUGUGUCACUAUACUUCUAAAAUGGUUGUGGAAUAUUACCCCUAUAAACAAAUUUGAAAUUGUGCCAUAUAAAUGUACAAUUAUUAUUGAUUUUUUUUAAAGUCAAGCAAUGCUAUCACAUUGCCAGGAACACUGAAAUAGCCAGACAACACCAAUUUCCUUUUGUUAGUCAAUGAAAUUCAUGUAAAAUCUUUUUUUUUGUUGCAUUGAUUAAUUACAUUCAUAUGCUGCGGGGGUUAUGAAGCAUACUUUAUAGUAUUUUGUUGAUAUGCAUCCCUUUUGAUAGACUGUCCAUUCUAAGAUGUAGUAAUAGAAAUAUUUAAUUAACAUUUGUAUACAUAAAUGUCAUAAUGUACACUUUCUGAUGUCUCAAACAAUAGAGUUAUAAAUUAUGUUAUGAGAGGUGGCUAGAGGUCCCACAUGCCCCCUCCUCUAAAAUAAAAAAAAAUUGUAGAAUAGAAUAUCUAAGUGAUUAAGCAAGGAACAGUUGGAUACAUACCAAAAUUUGGUCUUAUUUUGUCAAAUUAUGGAGUGCGUGCAAUUCCCAAUGGCAUUGGUGUAUUUAGUUAGAAAAAUAAAUCCACAAAUCUUUUGACGAGACUAGCCGCAAUAUUGGCAUAAAUAUCGGCAAAUAUUCUUUUAGAAUGCAAACACUGUUAAAAUAAACGCCAACCAUUGUAAUCACUGUGAAACCCUUGGCAUUUAUCAAAUCCUGCUACCUCAAUGAGUUAGGCAACCAACUAGAGGUAUAUCACAGACUGACUGAGAGAUUAGAAUCCAACCAAAAAGUAGAAAAUAAAAAUAUACCAAAAGAAGGGGUUUUGGUCUGAGAAUUUUUUUAAUUAGUGGAGGGGGGGCAUAUGAAACUUUUUCCGUAAACUUUCUUAUAUAUAUUUUAUAAUAAAAAAUGGUCUCAUAUUGUCUGAAAUCUGUGAAAACACCCAUUCAAAACAUUUUGACAUUCCACAUAUGUAAUUCGGUGACGAGUAAAAUAAAAUGAUUUAAAUUUCACAUACUGUAUCAAUGGACACAGUCUACGCAAAACAUCAGUUACUCUUGUGUGAAACUUCAGUGAGCACACAUAUUGCGUGCAUUUUGCAGGCCGGAAGGGAAAUCUCAUUGGUCCUUCGGCCGUGUUGAUACUGACCAUUAAAAGAACCCAUUGAAGGUCUUUCAUAUGAUAAUGAUCAAGAUUACUAUUUUUGUCUCGCCCACCAGAGGUGAAGGCGAGACUUACAUGUAGGGGUCCCAAUGUCGUCCGUCGUCCGUCCGUCACAAACUUAAUGACACAUAAACUCCACAACCGUAAGUCGCUUUUCAACCAAACUU
Molecule: messenger RNA, 2988 nt
Organism: Lytechinus variegatus (green sea urchin)
Lineage: Eukaryota; Metazoa; Echinodermata; Echinoidea; Temnopleuroida; Toxopneustidae
Product: apoptosis regulator BAX-like
Exons: 6
Coding region: 156-815 (219 amino acids)
Biological process (GO): extrinsic apoptotic signaling pathway in absence of ligand; mitochondrial fusion; positive regulation of apoptotic process
Cellular component (GO): mitochondrial outer membrane
Molecular function (GO): channel activity; protein heterodimerization activity; protein homodimerization activity
Source: RefSeq, a predicted model, not a curated record